Messenger RNA from Symbiodinium sp. CCMP2592, 4059 nucleotides. The record is from the annotation of a GenBank genome assembly. NCBI's taxonomy places the organism in Eukaryota, Dinophyceae, Suessiales, Symbiodiniaceae.
AUGGCGACUCCGAUCGGUUCUCCCCGUGUCCCCUCGACUGUCGGUUCUUCACUAGUGACGCCAGUUGCUCGGGAUGUCGUGGAGCCCGAUGAUAUAGGCGCUCGGGCCCUUUUUGGGUCCGGGCCGGACGGCCGUGGUCCACCGAUAUCGGACCCGGCGUCCUUCCGCCCACUGCGCCCCGAUUCCUAUGGGCCGGUGGCUGGCCGCGGUGGAGCCUCGCUCCCCGAUGAGCCCAUGAGCGAGCAUCCGGGUGCACCCCAUGAUUCCGUCGCAACGAUUACCGCGGCGGGUCAUGGUGGUGCCGCCCCCGCCAUCGAUAACGGCGGGUGGCAUACCGGACCCUGUGCUGUCAGGGCCCUGGUCGAUGAAGCCAUUGGGUCGGAAGCAUCCGCGCGCAUCGCCACCGAUAUUCUGGCGAUCGCGCAGGGUGUGACCAACACCCAGGCCGACCUCGAUAUACUGAGGAACGGCGUCUCGGAUAUCACCGAAGCGCUUGAGAGCAAGAUCCGAGACAUGUGGGAGCUUCUUCAGGCCGAAUUGAGGAAAGAGCGUGAGCUGUUCAUGCAGUUUCAGGACUCUUUCCGCGAGAGGCGGAUUUCUGAUCACGAGACGCUUGAAGAUCAUUUUGCGAAGCUCACCUCGACGAUCAAUGAUCGACUUAUUGAGUUCGAUGAGCGGAUCCAUCAGUUCAACGAAAAGCGUGCUGGAUCGCUAUCCAUGCAGCUUGCCGAGACGAUCCGCCACAUCAAGCAGUACCCAGACGCGCUGCGGCAGAUUCAGAUCAAUAUCUCUAAUGCCGAAGCGCGCGUUGCUGCUGUGGAGCAGAAUGCUACUCACCGCAUCGAAGUCAUCAGAUCCGAGAUGAGUCGCGCUCUCUACGAUCAUAAGGAGAGUAACCGAGCUCAUAUCGAUCAGCUGACUGCUCGAAUCCAGCACCUCGAGAACGCUCAUGUCCGCAGAGGCGGUUCUGAUAGAUCGACGCCUUCGCGUCCAGAACGAACGCAGUUCUUCGAUAUCAGUGACCAUGGUGGGGAUAUUCCACGCCCUGCGGACCUGCCGCCAGUUCCAGGUGCUCUAUUCCCUGGCGGACCGACUACGGCCAUUCCGAGGUCUUCCCUGUUGGGUCCGAUCGAUCAUGGCUCUCCGCCGGGAUGCAAUGCUGCGCCUGCUGAAAAGGCCUCAACGGUUCACUCUCAGACGAGUGGAAUCAAUCUCGAUGAAAUUCUGAGGAAGAUCGCCGAAUCAGGCCGUUCCUUCCGCAAAUGCCGCCGGAGCGACUUCCGGUCAAGCCCGACCUUCCCAUGCCAAAUCUCCUAUGACACUCGAACUGUCCCGGCAGGGAAGGGACCGUCACGGUGGUAUGAUGCGAUGCUUGGCCGAUCGAAUCUCAUUGGCAACGGUGCUGGCGCACCAAUUCUCCAUAGUGAGACCGGUACUUUUACCCUUGCGCCGAACACGAGCGUUACUGCGACGCUUCAGCAUGAUGCGGCCAAUGAUGCCAUGCCCCCGAUGCCCACCUUCAGUGCCAGAACGUCCAUUCCUGCACCCAGUGCCGCGCCAUCCGGAUUUGGUGGACCGCCUCCCGCGUAUAACGGAGGCGGCGGUUAUUCUGGUGGUGAUGGCCCCAACGAUAAUGGGGGUGCAUAUGGCGGUGGCUUCGGAUUCGGAGGACAUGGGCACCACGGGUCCGGUUUUGGUCCCGGUGGCGGUGGUGGCCCACCCGACGGCCCACCUGGUGGUCCGCCUGGUGGUGGUGGCCCUCCUGACGGGAGUGGUCCGCCCGAUGGCGGCCUUGAUCCGCCUAGCAUCAGGCCCUCCGGUCGGCCGAGUGGGAACGAUACGUUCCAGUGCGAGCGAUGCACCGGAACUUUCCCGACCAUCGUGCGACGGUCGUGCAUCUCUUGCCGAUUCUCGUGUUGCAACGGAUGUUGCCGAGAUCCUUUGAGAAUCUGUCUCGUGUGUAUUGAGAGACAGACUGGGAAUCCACCUGGUCCCAACGAUUCGGGAUUCGGUGGACCCAAGGGCGAUGGAUCACUGAGCGAGGCCAAGAAGGCGAAGUGCAAGUCCUUUCGUCUCGAUCCUGAGCCGGAGCCUGCUCAGUUGCGACGCUGGAUCGUCGAUAUGAAAGAGCGAGUCGCGAAUGCAUUCGCCUACGAUCCCGGAUACGCCCUAUCAUGGGUUGAGAUUCCCGAUGGUACGCGGUAUGAGGAUCUCCUCGAUGAGUGCAAGUACGGAAUGCUUGAAAACGAAUGCAACUCUGCGUUCCGUGAGUGCGUCCGAUCCAUUGCACUGAAGAAUAAGAUCCAGACCGAGACCGAGCGCAUGCAUACGAUAAACCGGCGACUCGGAAGUAGGCAGAUCUUGUGGCUAUUAUAUGAUUUCCUUCGACCACAUGUCACCGGCGAUUCGACUUUCAAGCUCGUUGACCUGAUGAAGACCACGAUUGAUCGGUUUACUCAUGGAUCCGAGCAGGAAAGGUUAGAAGCCUUCUCCAAUCGGUGGGAUCAUGUUCUCGCUGGUAUCUCAGUCGAUCGCUCCGAGGAUCCUGUUCUCUGCGCUCUCUUUUAUGAGCAGGUGCGUGAGUUCCGCUGUCUCGAGCUCGACAUGCAGCUAUGGGACAGGGACGUAUCCGUACGGAACUACGCAUACUUGCGAACCGUCUGCGUCAAUGCGAUUACAACUUGGCGCCGACGACGCAAUCAGGAGAAGAUGUACACCGCUACGAGGUCUACUUCUGCGCAGAGACGAUACGCUGAGCUCGCCGAGGCGCUCGUCACCCAGACGAUCCUCCCCGCGACGCGGAUCGCCAAGACGAUAUUCCCGCAGUCCGGGACGAGCAGCUCCCGCACCGACUCGCCCAAUGCAAUGACAGCAUCCUCUUAUGGAGACUUCGCCUUCGCUUGCGUUGCAUCAUUCGAUAUGGCAUGUCCGUCAGUCAAGCGGAAGACAGUGUCGUUUGGGAAUACUGAGACCCGCGUGAUAGAGUCUUCUUUCCCGGAGCCAAACUUCGGUCCCGUCAAUCGCGAGAGGAAUUUGAACUAUUCGUGGCCGGAAGAUAUCCGUAGUCUGAAUAGUGCUCGCGAGAGGCGAAGGGCGCACAUGAAGGCUGUGCUUUGGAGAGAGCAGGUUUUGCUCGAUGACGUUGAUGCCAAAACGCUAGGUAAUGAUGCUUGUGUUCUUGAGCUCACGCUUUCUCAGCGGAGCGCUUGCGAGGUCUUUGCUGCUGCUGUCAAGUCUAUUAAGAGGGUCCGGAGACUAAUGCUCGACUCCGGUUGCGGUAUAGACCUUAUUGGUCUCGGUGAUCUGUCCCGCGAAGAAAGGGACCUGAUAGUUCAGAAUGCUAAGAUCAGCCUUAGGACCGCCAAUGGGAAAACUAACACCAAAGGUGUUGCCCAUAUGCGCAUUGACGGCCUCGAUGAGCUGAUUGUAGUCGCGGGUCGACCUGAUCUCCCUCGUGUGUAUCCGGCACUCCCAGCACCGAUCAUUAUUCACGAGAAAAUCGUGGCUGCGGGUGAAGAACCUGUGGGCGAGCUAGACGACAUUGGUGAGCUCGAUCUUGAUAUGCCUGGUGCUAAGAGUGCCCAGAAAAGUGCACCUGACGAUAUCAAGAAGGUGCCUAGCAAGCCUAAGCAUCAGUCGCCGCCCGAUGAACCGAGAGCGCGCGAUCUGAGGGAGGAGGCUAAGUCCAUCCGUCACCUUAUGACCCAUCUACCUAAGAAUCCCUACUGCGAUGCAUGCCAACGUGCAAAGAUGGAAAACGUUAAAUCGUUUCGCCAAGACUCACCACGCGAUAAAGGGUUUGAGAAAUUUGGCGAGCACGUCACCAUCGAUACUAUGGUGUUGCACUGGCUUGGCAAUCGUGGGAAUAAUGGGGAAACAGAUGCAGUUGUCUUCUAUGAUCUAGCGACCGAGUGGUUAGAGAGUGUUCCCGUCAAGGGGAGGACGAAUGCCGACACGCUUCGAGCGUUCCAGCAGGUUUUCGGCGACCUUCAAGAUGUGAACUCGUUCUCCAUGGAUGUGGAGAGAAGGUAUGCACCGUCUCCGGGAAAUCUACUGUGA